Aspergillus aculeatinus CBS 121060 is the source of this 603-nucleotide messenger RNA. RefSeq lists its product as uncharacterized. The coding region runs from base 1 to 603 and encodes 200 amino acids. The transcript has a single exon. NCBI's taxonomy places the organism in Eukaryota, Fungi, Ascomycota, Eurotiomycetes, Eurotiales, Aspergillaceae. The record is from RefSeq and is a predicted model, not a curated record.
AUGGUCUCCCCAAGCACGGUACUUUCUCGUGUGCUCGCACUUGGCCUUGUGGGCUCGAGUCUUGCAAACAACACUACUGUGACCUCCUAUAUCGAAUCCUCUGACAGCGGCCCCGGGAUGAACCUGACGGUCUCGAUGGAUGUGGUGAAUGCCGACUACGCUUAUCUCUACGACAAUACAACCACCAUUGAGGACCUUACCAAGCGCACCGGAAUCACCACCACGGUCGCUGCGUACACAGUGGCCAAGGUCACUUCCGAAGUCAUCAUCACCGCCGCUUCCGCGAUCACGAUCUACGAGUUCAUCGCCGGGGUGAUCAAAUCCAAGUCUGAUGCCAACUCCUGCACCAUCACCUACGGCACCGACUCGGAUGGCAGCCACACCGAGGGUUAUGCCUACAAAGCCUCCACCACCGGCAGCAACUGCGACACGACUGCGGAGCUAAAAACGAUUCGUUCUGCGAUGGAAAAGUGUGCCACCACUCUCACUACCAUGGGCGCCGUGCGCGGCUGCUGUACAAUGACCCAUGGAGGCACUUGGGAGGGCCAUCUCCGCUUGUCCGGGGAUCCGACCAGUUAUCCUGUGACGACUGUGACAUGUUAG